This is a messenger RNA of Diachasma alloeum, 818 nucleotides long. It is a transcript of the gene Arfrp1, whose product is annotated as ADP-ribosylation factor-related protein 1. Gene Ontology annotation, molecular function: GTP binding; GTPase activity. Gene Ontology annotation, cellular component: Golgi apparatus. NCBI's taxonomy places the organism in Eukaryota, Metazoa, Arthropoda, Insecta, Hymenoptera, Braconidae. The record is from RefSeq and is a predicted model, not a curated record. Bases 82 to 699 code for a protein of 205 amino acids. The transcript has 5 exons. Gene Ontology annotation, biological process: protein localization to organelle; Golgi to plasma membrane protein transport; intracellular protein transport.
CGAGGUCUGAUGGUGUGUUUAUUUUGAUGGGAGACUGGCGGACGACAAGAUUGGAUUCAUGGGGUGCUAUUGUUCCUCAAGAUGUAUACGCUGUUGAAUGGAUUCUACAAGUAUCUGGUGCAGAAGGACGAGUAUUUUGUGCUCAUUCUCGGGCUUGAUAAUGCCGGCAAAACGACCUAUUUGGAGGCUGCUAAAACGAAAUUCACGAAGAAUUACAAAGGAAUGAAUCCCAGCAAAAUAACAACGACAGUUGGUCUCAAUAUUGGAAAAAUUGAUAUCGAUGGUGUGAGACUUAAUUUCUGGGACUUGGGGGGUCAAGAGGAGUUGCAAUCACUCUGGGACAAGUAUUAUGCUGAAUCACACGCAGUUAUCUACAUCGUAGAUUCUUCAGAUCGUGAGAGGAUUCCCGAUUCCAAAGAAACGUUUGAUCGAGUGAUAUCUUCAGAGCACUUGACUGGUGUUCCCUUAUUAGUUCUCGCGAACAAGCAGGAUAUUCUAGAUUCAAUGGGCAUAAGAGAAGUUAAACCUAUAUUCAAUCGCAAUGCCCAUUUGAUUGGAAGAAGAGACUGCAUGGUGAUGCCAGUUUCUGCAUUAAAAGGGGAUGGAGUUGACGAAGGGAUUCACUGGCUCGUCGACUGCGUAAAGCGUAACAGCGACGUUCGACCCCCAAGAAAUCAAGACGACAACUGUUUAUCAUAGGGCCCCCUUCCAACCCCCAGCAGUCCCCAAAAACGUUUCUUAUCGUUCACUGAACCCAAAUCAUAAUAAAAAAUUCCAAAAGACUGUUACACAUGAGUAAUAAAAUUUGAUUACAUUUA